AUCUGUUUACCUUUUCAUUUUGUUUAUUAUCAUAAUUAACUAAAUUAAUUGUGGACAAUUUGAUUAACAUGAUUGUCAAUAAUAUGGUUUCAUCUCAUUGGCUUUGUUUGUUUAUUCAAGUUAAUUUGAUUGUCUCUUUUUGAAGUAAAUUUAAAUUUCCACUUGAACACAACAAACUUUGAUAUCUUUUCAUUAUUCACUUCAAGAUGAGUUAAUUGUAAUCAAAUUGGAUUAAAUUAGUGAUUAUGGUUCAUUGGAGUGAUUAUAUGACCCGAGGCUGGCUUUCGUUCCUGUCGUUCAUGCACAUUGGAACUGCCCUGAGGUGUUUUUUAGAUCACAACUUUUUGCGAACCAAAAUUUUCACCUCACCAAGAUAUCAAAAUGAUAUUGUGGUCGAUCAUCUUUUCGGGAUUUACUCUUUCAUCAAUGCGGCCAUUUUGAUGCAAUCGUCCAUUUAUCUUUACGUUUAUCCAUUGACCAGAUUGGCUAUUUUGACAAUUCUCGCCUAUGUGAGUCUCUUUCUAAUUGAAGUUUCUGUUUACAAAACAAUUCAAAUACAAAGGACAACCUUGUUUCCAUUUGUUUUCAACAGCUUAGCUCUCAUUUGGAUCAUUAAUUUUCAUUAUAUUUGGAAACCUUGGCAAAAAACUGUCCAAUUCAUUGAGGUGGAAAAGGAUGUUUAUCUUAAAUAUGGAUUACCAAUUAAUAAGCCAAUUGUGAAGAAACAAUCAAAAGAAAAUCGAUCAGACUGAUUAUUGUUACAAUUAACGGUAAUUAAAUCAAUACAUAUCCUGGUUAAGAGGUACCAUCGGUUUUAUAAUAAUCUGUGAUUUAAUUACAUUCAAAUUUAAUGAUCAUUAUCAUCAAACUAAUAAUAUGACGACCAAUUGUUUAAACGAUUAAUAUUAUACCUAAUGGAUAAUAUUUGAUAAUCAACUUUAUCAUCAAAUGUAUCAAUUUAAUUUAAUAAUUACUGAAAUAUAAUCAAAUUCAAAUCAUUUGAAUUAACUUAAUUUUGACCAUCUGAAAAUAUCUAUUGAUGAAGAUUCAUCAUCUAAUCAUUAAAUCAAUCAAUCAAUAGAGACUUACAAC
Messenger RNA from Panonychus citri (citrus red mite), 1092 nucleotides. RefSeq lists its product as uncharacterized. The transcript is spliced from 4 exons. Gene Ontology annotation, cellular component: membrane; endoplasmic reticulum. Gene Ontology annotation, molecular function: protein-macromolecule adaptor activity. Lineage: Eukaryota; Metazoa; Arthropoda; Arachnida; Trombidiformes; Tetranychidae. The coding region runs from base 246 to 752 and encodes 168 amino acids. The record is from RefSeq and is a predicted model, not a curated record.